Molecule: messenger RNA, 1107 nt
Organism: Fragaria vesca subsp. vesca
Lineage: Eukaryota; Viridiplantae; Streptophyta; Magnoliopsida; Rosales; Rosaceae
Product: F-box protein CPR30-like
Exons: 1
Coding region: 1-1107 (368 amino acids)
Molecular function (GO): protein binding
Source: RefSeq, a predicted model, not a curated record
AUGGCGGGAGUAGACGUCCUACCCGUAGAGAUUAUACUGCAAAUCCUCUCUAGACUUCCGGUCAAAUCCUUACUCCGGUUUACCUGCGUCUCGAAACAAUGGCGAUUUGUCAUAAAGUCCGAUCUAGAAUUUGCCAAAUCCCAAUUUAAACUAGCUUCUGAGCAUAAAACCCUCAAUCGCAGGCUCCUCUGCACUGGCGUCUCCCCUGAGCAGUUCGUUUCUCUAGACUUGAAGAUGCCGGCGUCGUCGUUUGGAGACAAGUCCUUGUAUAGGAAGGUGAAUUUCCCUUUCCUGCAACAAGGUGGUAAGGUGAAACAACUAGGGUCUUGCAACGGAUUGGUAUUUCUAGUACUUGAGGAUGAGUCUAGGAUUAAGUUUUAUGUAUGUAACCCAUCAACUGGAUUCUUCAAGCAAUUACCAUCCCCGGUCUCAGAUGAGGAGGAUGUCGUAACCUAUAGAAUUGGCGUUGGCUAUGUGUCGGCCACUGACGACUACAAAGUUCUAGUAGGAUACCUUGAAAAAGAUCCUGGAGAAGAUCCUGGAGUAGUGGAAGCGAUCCAGAUAUUCUCAUUGAGAGCUCAUUGUUGGAAACGAAUUGAAGAACCUGGGGGGACUGGCGGGGUGUAUGUCAGUCCCUCUAUGGCUCUUUGCAAUGAAACACUUCACUGGCUUAGUUUUGAACGCGAUCAAUUAUUUGCUUUUGAUCUUGCAAAGGAGGAGUUACGGACAAUGCCACUGCCUAAUUUUUCCCAAGAUGGGAUGAAUUUUGGCGAUAUUGGUGUUUCUCAUGAAGGCUGCCUGUGUGUUUUGCGCCAUUGUCUGAGACCUUGUGAUUCUAUUGAUUUCUGGGUGAUGAGAGAGUACGGCGUGCGUGACACUUGGACUAAACAGUUUAGACUGUUUAACUUGAUGCUUUCCGAUCCGCUUGAUAAACCAUGGAAACUAAUUCGAUUCCUGGUGACGGAAAAUAGCACAUUUGGGUGGACUGACUACACGUUGGCAAGGAUUGAUCAUAAAGAAGAAGAGAAGCAUGGCCUGUAUGUGGUUAGGGGAUAUCCGAUUUGCAUUACUGAUUAUGAGGAGAGUCUAGUUUGGAUCAAUGAGUAG